AUGGAACGAAUUUUCUUUUUUCUUCACGAGAAAAAAGAUACCAUGGAUUGGGCUCUAAUCCAAAUUGAAAAGCCGCGCUUUGCGCUAGUGAUAUAUAUAAUAACCGGUCACGCAACUAGCAUUAACGUGCAUUUUUUAUUAACGAGAAAUCGAGACUCGGACAUACAAACUGGUAGUCAGAAUCGUUUAUGGGAGAAAUGUCGGCUAGAGCUGUUUUGA
Plasmopara halstedii is the source of this 219-nucleotide messenger RNA. RefSeq lists its product as uncharacterized. The transcript has 2 exons. The record is from RefSeq and is a predicted model, not a curated record. Bases 1 to 219 code for a protein of 72 amino acids. NCBI's taxonomy places the organism in Eukaryota, Oomycota, Peronosporomycetes, Peronosporales, Peronosporaceae.